AUGGUCCAGACCAUUGUUGAGGUGCGGCGGAGUGGGGAGCUUGCAAAAUACACUCUUGCAACAACAAAUAGGAUUCUUGACGUUUAUGGGCCAAAUGGAGCAACAGGAUAUGAUAUUGGUUGUUCCUAUCAGGCAACCGUGAAUGCUAGCUCAAUCUCUGCUAAGGCAUGCUCCCAUCAACAUCAUGGUCUUGGUCUCAAGGACCUUGAGACGUGUGAGCGUGUCUUCUCAGGAUCGAACGCUGUUGCUCCAGUUAUCCGCCAUGCCUCUUACUUUCAUUGGCUCCAGUUCAUUGAUCUGCAUUUUUGGCAGUGGGAUGCUGAUAGAUAUCUUGAGCUAAGUAAAUUCUUGUACAAUAAUUAUAAACAAGCACUUGCGAUCAUCGAUGAUCUUACUCCCGCUGUUGAAGAGCUCAAGUUGGCGCUGAAGAUUACAGAUGCUGACUUUGAGCGCUGGAACACGGAAGAACUAGAAUUUUUGGAGAACGUGGCAGAAGAAUCUGAUGAAGACAUCGAGGCUAUGGCUUACGUAGAGGCGUUGGAAUCGCUGACGAGAGCCCAGUGA
Messenger RNA from Suillus paluster, 564 nucleotides. RefSeq lists its product as uncharacterized. The record is from RefSeq and is a predicted model, not a curated record. The transcript is spliced from 4 exons. Lineage: Eukaryota; Fungi; Basidiomycota; Agaricomycetes; Boletales; Suillaceae. The coding region runs from base 1 to 564 and encodes 187 amino acids.